Glycine soja is the source of this 913-nucleotide messenger RNA. Its product is annotated as lysine-rich arabinogalactan protein 18-like. The record is from RefSeq and is a predicted model, not a curated record. Gene Ontology annotation, cellular component: plasma membrane. The coding region runs from base 96 to 731 and encodes 211 amino acids. Lineage: Eukaryota; Viridiplantae; Streptophyta; Magnoliopsida; Fabales; Fabaceae. The transcript is spliced from 2 exons.
GCCACCUCUCUCUUACACACCAUACCCUGUCACUCUCUCUCUCUCUCUCUCUCAUUCACACGAAUCACACUCUCCACAGUGCGAUUCAUUCACCAAUGGAUCGCAACGGUGUUCUCUCUCUUGCAUUCAUCUGCAUUGUAGUCGCCGGCGUCGGAGGCCAGUCUCCCGCCGCAGCGCCCUCGAACACUCCGGCAACCCCCGCCGCCGCCACUCCCGCCCAAGCACCUUCCACACCGAAUUCACCAGCCCCAGUUGCUUCUCCCAAAUCAUCUCCACCAGCUUCGUCUCCUAAGCCCGCAACCGCAACCCCUGCUUCGUCGCCGGCGGCAUCUCCUACCACCACCCCCGCCGCGCCUGCUCCAGCGACCAAGCCACCUGCAGCCUCUCCUCCUCCGGCGCCGGUUCCCGUGAGCUCUCCCCCCGCUCCCGUGCCGGUGAGUUCUCCACCCGCUCCCGUUCCGGUGGCGGCGCCGACCACCCCUGUGGCUCCCGCUCCGGCUCCGAGCAAGCACAAGAAGAAGGGUAAGAAGCACGGUGCUCCGGCUCCUUCACCGUCGUUGCUGGGACCUCCUGCGCCACCCACCGGGGCUCCUGGUCCUAGCGAGGACGCUUCUUCCCCUGGACCUGCCACUGCUGCCAACGAUGAGAGUGGAGCAGAGACCAUCAUGUGCUUGAAGAAGGUUCUAGGAGGCUUAGGUUUGGGUUGGGCUACCCUUGUUUUGGUCUUCUAGACAGGCUUUGUUGCUGUUAUUAUAUUCUUGUAUUGUAUCAUUUAUUUUCCUUUUUUGUUUCUUUUUCUUUUGACCCUGUUUUGGGUACACAUUACAUUUAUUUACAUUGUUACCUUCAGACCCUUAUUAUUCGAUUGAUGUCGUUGUCAUCACUAGUGCUACUGUGCUUGGCUUUUUGUCUC